Messenger RNA from Cryptotermes secundus, 2203 nucleotides. Its product is annotated as zinc finger protein 615. The record is from RefSeq and is a predicted model, not a curated record. The coding region runs from base 179 to 1642 and encodes 487 amino acids. The transcript has 4 exons. Gene Ontology annotation, molecular function: RNA polymerase II cis-regulatory region sequence-specific DNA binding; zinc ion binding; DNA-binding transcription factor activity. Gene Ontology annotation, cellular component: nucleus. Gene Ontology annotation, biological process: regulation of transcription by RNA polymerase II. Lineage: Eukaryota; Metazoa; Arthropoda; Insecta; Blattodea; Kalotermitidae.
UUUAUCGGAUUCCAAUAUGGCAAUCCAGAGAAACUGUAGUUGAACUUUAAUGAAUUAUUGUAUAUGUAAUUGUUGGUCGUGUUUCUGUAAUAUAAGUAAAACGUUUUAAUAUAACUUGAAACGUCAUAUAUUCUGCGUAAAAACACUUAUUAUUGCUGAUUUAAUUUAAUUACGUUUCAUGAUGACAGACGAGUAUAACACGACUGAAGUUUGUCGACUAUGUGCAGUGAGGAGUGGUAUGCGAAUGCAUAUAUUUGAUAAAGAAGGAGAACAACGACAGUUACUGUUUAAGAUACGGACGUGUCUACCGAUUGUUAUCUCAAAAGAUGACUCAUUACCGAAGAAAAUUUGCCAUCGUUGUGCUUAUAAACUUGACAUGUUUUAUGAAUUUAGGCUCAGCUGCCUAAAUUCUGAGACGUUGCUUAAAAAUCAUGUAACAAAUGGAAGCCAGGUGGGAGUGAAGUUGGACAAGAUGAGUGACGCUCAGAAAUUGGCGUAUUCAGAGGCCAUGCAGCAGCACAUGGCCCAAGUGGCUGCAUUGCAAUGCAAAGGGCAGGAUGAAAAACUUGACAGGGGACACAAUAAGGACUCUAACGAUUGUCAGAACGUAAUGGGAGGUCGCUUGGUUGAAUAUCCAACUACAUUAAAAGUUCCACAUGUCUCUCAGCCAGUCGGAGACCAUUAUGUUAACAAACCAAAUCCAGAGUCAACAUUUGUUAUUCCAGAUGAUGGAAUGGGCUUUGAUGAUGGAGUGAGGGUGCUUAGAGCACUGGGAACUUGGUCACCAGAUUAUAGCACCAAUCCCCCUCGACCUGGGAUGUUACAAACUCCAGAACAUCCUUACAGUGAAAGCAGUCAUGGUAGUGGGAUUGGGGGUCCAAGAAAACUUCCUACAGUAGCAACGGCAGCUUCUGCAGUAGCAACUGCAGUAGCAGGAAAGGGGCGGGGUGGGGCAAGCAAGCCUGGUGGAGAAAGCAGUAGUGGUAAGAGUUUUGCAUGUACUGUCUGUGGAAAAGGCCUGGCACGCAAGGACAAGCUUGUCAUUCACAUGCGAAUCCAUACUGGGGAGAAACCUUACGUGUGUGAGGUGUGCACCAAGGCAUUUGCACGUCGUGACAAGUUGGUUAUCCACAUGAACAAAAUGAAACAUCGCACGCCAUCAAACAUAGCUCCACUUGGAAAGCGUGGUGUAGUUGAUCGUGCAGCAGAAGUCAAACCUGUGAAAACUGUGGAGAAGGAGGCAAGCACCUCUGUUCAAGCCCCACAGGCACCUGGUGUUACUUGGAGCUGUGAGCUGUGUGGACGUGUUUUUGGCACUCGUGAUGAGUGGACUGCACAUGCUAAAGGACAUUUGGAAGAGAAGAUGUUGAGUUCAGUGCACCAACAGCAACAGCCAUUGCAGAAUCCAAGCCAACUUGGCACUGGGUGCCCCAGUGGCAUGGCUCCAACACCCUAUUUCCCCCCACACGUCCAACCAUAUGCAGGUGAGCGCCACUUCUGCCUUGUAUGCCGACAAGACUUCGGCAAUAAAGCUGAUUUCAUGUUUCAUGUGCGUAGUCAUUUUGAAGGCAAGCCACCAGAUUUGGACCUCUUGGCACGUAGUUGUGGAGGCCUUGUUGAUAGUUCUGGCCUUUGCACGUAAGCAAGAAUACAAUUUUAUUCUUCAUUACAGCAUUGGAGAUUCAAGAUAAUGAGCUGUGACUAAAUGUUAUGCUGAAGUUGUCUCAUACACAUUAAUUGAGGAAUGUUCUAAAGUGUGUUAGGAUACAAGAGCAUUUCCUUGGAAGUAUUAGUGAGGAUAUAUAUGUCUGACAUCGUGGUACUUCUGAGACCAUUAUUGUAUCUCUUACCAAGCCAUUAAUCUGGUAAAAGUUCUGUUCCCCCAGUAUAUAUGUAUGGUCUGUAGACUGAUUUGAAUCUUUGCUGCACAGCUGUGACACUCUACCUCAUUCUUGGCUGACGUGAACACAAUUGGAAACAAUGACAAUACAACUCUUAAUUCCUCUCACUGUAUAUGAACAGCCCUGAGUAUUAACCAUUUUAGGCUAAAGAAAAUGAUUUAUUGUUAAUUUCACCCUGCUGCUUUUCUGUUGACAGAUAUUUGUUUUUAUCAUAAAGGCAGUUAAAAUUUAACAUAAAUGUAUAAAAACAUUUUCAGAAACUGCUGAAAAUAUGUUGCUUGUCUAUUUACAUGGUAUAAAUA